ACUUACCGAAUGGAGGCUCAGACCAGCCUGCAGAGCUGCAGCCACCCUUCAUGCCCUCCCUAACCUCCCUGCUAACAAUCAUGCUCCAGUUCCUACUUGGAUUCACUUUGGCCAACGUGAUUGGAAUGUAUCUGGCUCAGAACUAUGAUGUACCAAACCUGGCUAAAAAAAAGGACUUGAAGCCAGGAAGAAAGAAACCCCCUAGUCGAUGAGGCCGACUCUAGCACUGCCUUCUGGAUACACUGAUUCCACCACUCUUGAGGACCUCCUUUACCAUCUCAACCAAAGUCUUUUGUUUUUAUCUCCAGCCUCAGUGAUUUUCUUCCUUGCUAGACCCUGUGUUUUUUGCCUUAGAGGAAGCAAAAUGAGGCCCCAAGUUGAGAACUGUCAUUAGGUUUCUGAUAUCUCACCUCUUGCUAUCUCCUUCUUCCAGCUGAGUGGGAGGUUCUAAGACUGGAAUUACGGUGCUAGAUUAGUAAACAUGACCUUUAAUAAGUAGUCUCUUAUUUAUUUGGGAUUUCUACUACCUUUUGUCAAAAGAAAAAUUGAGGAGUUUUGUAUAGCAGGUCAAAUACAAAUAAUACUUAUUUCACAGAUUUUAGCAACUAAAAUAGGUGCUUGUUAAACAUUUGGUACUAAAUUGUGUUGUUUUGGCUGGACAGGGUGGUUCACACUUGUAAUCCCAUUACUUUGGGAAGCUGAGGUGGGUAGAUUGCCUGAGAUCAGGAGUUUGAGACCAGCCUGGGCAACAUGGUGAAACUCUGUCUCUACCAAAAAUACAAAAAGUUAUCUAGGGCCAGGUGUGGUGGCUCACGCCUGUAAUCCCGGCACUUUGGGAGGCUGAGGCAGGGGGAUCACCUGGUCGAGAGUUCGAGACCAGCCUAGCUGACAUGGUGAAACCCCGUCUCUACUAAAAAUACAAAAAAGUAGCCGGGUGUGGUGGCGCAUG
This is a messenger RNA of Mandrillus leucophaeus (drill), 949 nucleotides long. RefSeq lists its product as uncharacterized. Lineage: Eukaryota; Metazoa; Chordata; Mammalia; Primates; Cercopithecidae. The record is from RefSeq and is a predicted model, not a curated record.